AUGGGAGAGCUGAGCCUAACCUGGGCUGCAGUGAUGCCAGAGGGCAGCUGGGGCCUGACCAGCGCCCCUGUGAGCGCCAGCCUCGUGCCCCUGACUUCCACCCCCUCUGGCCAGCGGGGCUGCAGCACUGCCCUUUGUCUGCCCUGCCCAGCCCUGGGGCCAGUCCCUGCCCCAGCCCUGGUGGCAGCUGGCCUGCUCUGGGCCCUGCUGAGCCUGGCCCUGGGCAUGGAGGGGAGCAGGCCGGAAAGUUUGCUUUUAAAAUCCUUGGGCCUGAGCACCAAGCCGAACCCCAAGGCCCCCGCCCCGGUGCCCUCCGUGCUGUGGAGGAUCUUCAGGAAGCGAGAGCAGCUCUCUGGGAAGCAGGGGCCGGAGCAGGCCUGCAGGGUGGAGGAAUUGAAUGUCCCUGGGAACAUCCUGCGUGUCUUCGCCGACCAAGGUACAGAGCCUCCGCUUCGGUGGUUGUGGGUCCGCGCAGGGACUGGGGCUGGGAGUCCUCUGGUCUUCCUGCCUCGGAACCCUCUUGCGUGGGCGCCCGAACCCAGCUGGGAUCCUGGCUGGGGGUUUCCUGGAGAGAGGCAGUGGGGGCUAGUGGUUGGAGCCAAGGUCUCUUUCCAGCACCGGCCGCAGGGCCUGUGCGACUCCUUCCUCCGCACCUCCCUGCUGGUGGUGUCCCUCAGCCAGAAGCAGUGCAACGCCUCCCGGCAGCGGCGAAGCGCCUACGACGCCCCCGUCACCCCGAGCAACCUCUGCAAGCCCCGGCGGCUCUACAUCAGCUUCAGCGACGUGGGCUGGGAAAACUGGAUCAUCGCCCCGCAGGGCUACAUGGCCAACUACUGCCUGGGGGAGUGCCCCUUCCCGUUGACGGAGGAACUCAACAGCACCAACCACGCCAUCCUCCAGACCAUGGUGCAUUCCCUUGACCCGGAAGGAACCCCCCAGCCCUGCUGCGUGCCGGUCCGGCUGUCCCCCAUCUCCAUCCUCUAUUACGACAACAACGAUAACGUGGUGCUGAGACACUACGAGGACAUGGUGGUGGAUGAGUGUGGCUGCCGGUAACAGCAAGAGGGGAUCCAACGGCUGGCGGAGGGGAGUGGGUCACUGGGCGAUUUGGAUGAUGGAUGGAAUCAAAGGGGUUUGAAUCGCCUUUGGGUGGGGGGCAGGGUAGGGACCCUGCCUCUUUUCACUGGGUGCAGUUGGUGGCUGAGCUGCUCCUUUGAGGCAGUGCUGCAAAUGCAGCCUCAACGGGAGCGCUUGAUUUCUGGCAUCCAGCAG
Messenger RNA from Pelodiscus sinensis (Chinese soft-shelled turtle), 1272 nucleotides. The record is from RefSeq and is a predicted model, not a curated record. Lineage: Eukaryota; Metazoa; Chordata; Testudines; Trionychidae.